Vitrella brassicaformis is the source of this 1404-nucleotide messenger RNA. NCBI's taxonomy places the organism in Eukaryota, Vitrellaceae. The record is from the annotation of a GenBank genome assembly.
AGGCGCAAGAUCUGAGGAGUUGCAGGCAUCGUAUGACACUGCUUCGUGACCAGUACACGAAUCCCAACCCCACCCACACGGCACCAGUCAUGAAGUCUCCCAAGAACAGCGCCUCGCGCGAUUCCAUGAGGGAGGUCAGCAGUGCACCCGCACACCCAACACACAGAAGGGCAGAUCUGACAGGUCACAGGGCAGGCAGCUGCCCUGCCACAGCGCAGCAUUGGUUCUAUCUGUUGUUUGUUCGUGUGGUGUUGUGUGUGGUCCCUGCAGCGACAUCGAGAGAGGACCGGCUCGUUCGGCAACAAGGUGGCUGACACGAACCGCAAGUCGACGGCCAAGGAGAGGGCGAAAGAGAACAUCGUCACCAAAGCUGACCGGUGAGUGGAUACAGCGAAUACACAACGCUCUGAAGGAAAGGUGCUGUGUAUGUGUGUGGUGUGUGGUGUGCGGCGUGUGCAGUCAGGCGUUCGGUUCGAUUGGCCCCUACAUGCUGCUGCUUCUGCUGCUGGCCAUCAUAGGUGCGACACUCACCCACUCAACCAACCAGACAUGAGCAGACCCUCACCGGUGUGUGGUCUUCUCCUGUCCCUCUGUGUGUGUCAAUCUCAAUCAGGUGGGUCCAUCUACUUCUUCAUGUCCUACUACAGCGGCGAGCUCUUCCAGCCGCCAAAGUUCGCCACCAACGAGGACAUCCCCCCGAUGGGCCAUGUGCCUGUCAUCGAGAAGGUCGAGGUGGCCGAAAAGGACCCCCUGCACGCAGCGGACGAGGGAGCCGGCCAGGAGGCCAGCAGCGAGAUGUAGACGGCAUGGCGGGUUCGAUGGAUGGUCGGUAAUUCAUGAGCGCGUUGCGUGUGUUUGUUGAAGUGAGUGGGGGCGGCCUGUGGCAAUCCGCCUCCUUUUUUCGAGUGUGGCGUCUUUUUCCUGCCGUGCGGUGCGGUCCGGUGCGGAGGGUGGAUGUGUCGUGUAGGUAAUCGAGAGGCGGGUCUCUGUCGUUCAGUUCAGACAACUGAAACCUUCCUCCCGGCUACCUGACACACUCAUCCACCCGCCCCGCCCCGCCAGUCUGUCUCGGUCUUUUUCUCUCGUUUCUGCCGUCGCGUGUAUGUAAUUUGCGGCUCAAGCUAGCUUGUCAUCUGUGUGGACCGUAGCUGAGCGUGUGUACGAGAGUGCUGUGUGGGUGAGGGUGUGUAUGGGUGUGGGUGUGGCUAUGUAAGACCGCCUGCAGGCCAAUGCGGCCUGGCGUCGGUGGGUGAGAUGCUGCCGGCCUGUCUGUCUGGAUGACCGUGUGUGUGACCUUCUGUGUGUGCCGUCUCUACUGAGAAGUGAGAACACUCGUCUCUACCGUAUCAGUGCCGUGGACAGACCGAUGGACCACUGUAAGCUCUUGCGUUAAUUGUCCACCAG